Messenger RNA from Ambispora leptoticha, 384 nucleotides. NCBI's taxonomy places the organism in Eukaryota, Fungi, Glomeromycota, Glomeromycetes, Archaeosporales, Ambisporaceae. The record is from the annotation of a GenBank genome assembly.
AUGAAAAUACCAAACUUAAAAUCAUCUGGUAAAGUUUUAGAUAAUGUGGCCAAAGAAGUCUCAGAGACAUCUCAACGUUGGAUGAAUAAUUCUGGAGAAAUCAGAAUUGGACACAAGUCCAAUUUUCAUGUGAAAUCUCUACUGAUUGCCGGUAAAGUGGAAAUAUGUCUUAUAGAGGUCUCACAUGCUUAUGUGCAAUUACUGAGGAAACUUACUAGAAGGAGGGUUGGGGACGUAAAAGAAAUAGAAGAAGAUCUUAACAGGAUGUCAGUUUUUGAUAUCCAAGUUGUUGGUAGAACCAUGGCAUGUUGGGUUAUGACUAUGCCAUUUGGAGCCUUUUACUUUGUUCAACAUCUUGAUUUAGUGCAAAUUCCUAUGAAUUGA